AUGGAGGGCAUGACCGAGGCGCUGAAUCUGAAUGUCACCGCUGCGUUCUUCACCAUGACCGCGUUCCUGGAAUUGCUUUAUGCAGGGACGCAGAAUGCGCUUCGCGGUGGGUCUGGAAGACCCCUGGCGCAGGGGGGCGAUGUGCCGUCCAUCCAAAGCCAGGUGGUUUUCACGACGAGUAUCUCGACGUUCAGUCGGCACUGGACAUCGUCACCGCCGUACUUGGCUAGUAAAGUGGCUAUCAUGCAGGUGACGAAGCAUGCGAGUACGCAGCUCGCUAGGUUUGGGAUUCGGGUGAAUGCGAUUGCCCCUGGGAUCUACCCCUCGGAUCUGGCGUCCGUUCUGAUUCAGAGCCGCAAGCCGGAGGAGGAAGCGUCUGACGAUCAGCGAUUCAUUCCGGCUCGCCGGUUCGGGGGCGAUGAGGAGAUGGCUGGGGCUAUUCUGUAUCUGUCUAGUCGGGCGGGCAGUUACUCGAACGGGUCGAUCCUUAUUACGGACGGCGGACGCUUGUCUGUUAUGACUGGUACUUACUAG
Molecule: messenger RNA, 534 nt
Organism: Aspergillus mulundensis
Lineage: Eukaryota; Fungi; Ascomycota; Eurotiomycetes; Eurotiales; Aspergillaceae
Product: SDR family NAD(P)-dependent oxidoreductase
Exons: 2
Coding region: 1-534 (177 amino acids)
Source: RefSeq, a predicted model, not a curated record